AUGCACCCGACCUCAACCCAGCUUCCCCAAAGAAGAGCUACCCAUGCCUUAACCCACCCAAUGCCUCCACCCCGCCUCCGAAAUGGCAGUCUCACACCUCUACCCACAACGUCAUCUCCAGAAUCAGGUCAACCAUCCAUUCAAAAUGCCUCAUCCCUCGCCUCCAUUCAAAACAUUCUCUCGACCCUCCACAUCCGCGACGUAGCCAUCACCUCGAGCCUCCAAUCCCUCAUCUCCUCCCAAGCCUCUCUCUCCCGCGAUCUUGGCCGUCUCGAUCUCCUACGCGCACAUCUUGGUACAAAUGUAAUACAUACUAGGGCGAUUUCAAAUGGCAUGCUGGAUAAUGCCGCCAGCACGGCCGAGAAACUUAGCUCGAAAGUAAAGGAAUUGGAUUUGGAGAAGAAACGAGUCGAGGAAACAUUGGGUGUUGUUGAACAAGUCGCGGAAUUGAAAGCAUGUGUAAAUGGCGUGGUGGGUAGCAUGGGGGCACCACAAGACUGGGAAGCAGCAGCGGGUUAUAUUGCAAGGGCGUCGAAGAUCCCGGUACAUAUUAUAGAAGGCAAUUUUGCGGCGAGGACGGUUCCCAGUGUAGAGGUUCCGGAUUCGCCUGGGGUGACAAUUGAGGCGGCGAAGGAAAGUUUGUGUGGGUUAUUUUUGAGGGAGUUUGAGAAGGCGGCGGCGGAGGGUGAUGGGGUGAGAGUUACGAGGUUUUUUAAAUUGUUUCCAUUAAUUGGAAGGGAGGAAGUGGGGCUGGAUGUUUAUGGGAGGUAUGUUUGUCAAGGGGUAGCAGGAACAGCGAGGAAUAAUCUGAAGGAGGGGACGAAAGGUGAGAGGGGAAAGGAGGGGUUCUUUUAUGCUCAGGCAUUGACGAGGUUAUUUGAACAUAUUGCGCAAAUUGUGGAGGGGCAUGGAGGGUUAGUGGAAAGACAUUAUGGAGCCGGAAAAAUGAUUAGGGUGAUUGAGAGGUUACAGGUUGAGGCGGACGUGCAAGGUGGGAUAGUUUUGGAUACAUGGGGAGAUGAGAAGAGUGUUGAUAGAAGGUUGACGGAUGUGAGGAGUUAUCCGUUCUCAUUCCUGGUGCAAAGUUUCCUACCAAAUCACAGACCUACAGGUAUUUCGAGAACAGGCUCACCUGCGGUUGGAGGGGCUGCUAAUGGGAGAGUGAGUGAAGAUGAGGGUGUGGAUAUGAAAGAAGUGGACGGUCUUUUGAAUGAAAUGGCUGUGAUGUUAGGUCGAUGGUCGUUAUACACUCGAUUCUUGAGCGGAAAAUGCAGGGUGAGUCCGACAACAAUACCAGUCCUUCAGCAAGCGAUUUCUAAACUAUUCCAGGAUCCAGAAGCUAGCCCGGACGAGCCCCUGAUUAUGCCUGAUUUAUUAGACAAAUCAGUUCUGAAUCGAAAGAUCUCAAAUCGUCUAAAAGACCCCUUCAAUGUUAUGACGACAUUUUUCUUUCGACGAUCAGUGGAGAAAGCAUUCCAAUUGGAUGAAUCACCUACUGGAUUAUCUCUCAAUAUAUCAAAACCUAUUGACGGUAACGCUCCAUAUAUAAUUUCGGCUGUGGACGAUGUCAUGUACAUCGUCAAUACAGUACUCAAACGAUCUAUCUCAACAUCACAACGUGGUGUAAUUGAAUCCGUUAUUCCAGCAAUAAGUAGAGUUCUUGGAACCGAUUUUGUAGGUAUGGUUCAGCGCAAAAUGCGAGAUGAAUCCUAUCCAAAACCACUAGUACAAGGCGGUUUUCCACCGGAAGACAAAAUUAUCGCCUUCAUCGUGCUAAUAAACAGUCUCGAUGUGUCAAAUGACUAUAUUUUCCGAAUUGUGUCAAGUCAUCUUCAAUCAUCCGAACCAAACGGCGCUUCUCAUGCUAAAGGCGUAGUGCCUACUCCAGCACUCAAGGAUCUCUUCCCCUACAGUCACGAUGCUACCUUUGUUUCCAAUUCACUUCUAAGUCUCAAAGCAACAUUCUCAUCAAAGACCAACGAAUUGAUCAGCGAAGGUCUUCAAGUAAUGUUCAACAAUGUCAUUAAACCGCGUCUUCGUCCCGUCCUGAGCGAAACCUUCCGCGAUGCAGAUUAUUCCCUCACAUCAGAAGAUCUCGCUGAAAUAACCCGCCAAAACGAUACGGACGACGACCCUCAAGAGCUUCUCCAGGAUAUGGUAUCCCACCGCUUUGAGCACCACUGGGAUGCCCUCAUGAAACCCAUCCAAAGAAUUAUGUCUACAUCGCCAUUCAAUACACUCCUAGAACAAACCGCUCAAUAUCUAGCAAGAGUCCUAGAAAGGAGAGUUUGGAACUAUAGUGGGAAGAUGAACGCACUAGGAGCGACCAGGAUGGAAAGAGAUUAUGGGGGUAUCGUGGGAGUAAUUGCUAGAGGGGGGAAAUAUGGGUUGAGAGAUGUUUUUGCAAGGGUAAUGCAGGUUGCUAUGGUAGUUAAUAUGGACGAAGAGGAAUGGGAGGCGGUUAAUGUUGAAGGAGAUGGGCUGGGUGAGGAGGAGGUAGAGAUGGUUUGGGUGUUGACGGUAGAGGAGAGGAAUAGGGCGAGAAGCAUGGUUAGGUGA
Molecule: messenger RNA, 2559 nt
Organism: Sclerotinia borealis F-4128
Lineage: Eukaryota; Fungi; Ascomycota; Leotiomycetes; Helotiales; Sclerotiniaceae
Source: the annotation of a GenBank genome assembly